UGGGGCCGGGGCCGGGGGUAUGGACUCAGCCAAAUGUGAUGAUCUCAGACCCAAGCUGCUUAUAAAAACUUAUAUACUGACGGAUUUGUAUAAAUCUACUAAGUCUAGUAUGGUUAUCUCAGACCCCAAAACACUCUAAGCUUACUGAGGAAUUUGUAUAACUCUGCUGAAGUCUAGUAUGGCUGCAUUCAGGAGGAGGAGACAGAGCUUGUCAGAGGCUGUGGGGUCAGGAGUACGUCCUGCAAGCCCAUUUCUUGAUCAGUCAUUCACCUCACUUGAAACCAGGCAAUCCUCAAGCCUUCACCGACUCCGUGUAAACACUCUUGAGGAGGUGAACAUCUCCGAUCACGAGAUUCAGGCCCUGAGAAGUCGUGUCCUUCACCACAGGGGAUCUGUUCGGGGGACAUUUACUACAGAAAGCAGACUACUCCAUCGAGUACGAAGAUUUGUCAAUAAGAUUGGAAGCAGCAGAGAACACUACUCAUUGUUCAUCUUCCAUAAAAAUGGCUGGUUUAGAAAAAAUGUGAAGAAAAUAGCCAAGUCAGGAGUGUUCAAGCUCUUCAUGGCUCUGGUGGUGCUGCUGCACUUUGUGACACAGUGUUUCUACAUUCCAACCAUCAACGGAGAUGAUACCCUUAUCAAUACAGUUAUUUAUUAUGUUACCGUGGUGGUACUAGUCCUGUACAUAAUGGAGGCAGUACUCAACAUCAUAGCUUACAGCCUGGUCCACUCUCCGAAGGCUUACUUACGGAAAUACGCUCAUGUCCUAGACAUCUUUGUCAUCAUUGUGGGGAUCCUGUAUAUAGCAACGUCCAAUAUUAACCCGCUGGUCGGAGAGAUUUUUGCUUCAUUUAUGGCCUUCAAGCUUAUCAAGUUGUUCGCCUUAUCGGAAAGUGUCCAGUUCAUUUUGAAGGCUCUGGCCAAGUCGGUUGCUCCUCUUUUCUACCUGGGUGUCCUCACUUUCAUCGUCAUCACCUUCCUGGCACUAAUUGGUAUACAGCUGUUUAACGGCAGACUACAUAAAGGAUGCUUCGCCUCACACCUCACUCCAGCUGGUAUAAACAGGACUGUGCUAGUGAGUGAGUUCCCCUGUACUCAAAAUCAGAGUAUUGAUGGCAGUCAUAGCUGCCCGUACGGUAGCACCUGUGCAGAGUGGCCUGAGGGGCCUCGUCGCGGCAUCAUCUCCUUUGACAACAUGAUAUUUGCUUAUCUCACUGUGUUCCAAGUGAUAUCUCUGGAGGGGUGGAUCACGAUCCUCUAUCUAUAUGAGUCUGCCAUGGGCUACCAGUGGGUGUGGGCUUACUUCAUCGUGGUCAUGUUCUUCGGCUCCAUCUUCAUCCUCAACUUGUGGACUGGUGUGCUAACUAGUGUGUUUAUUGGAGUGAGUGACCGAGAGAAAGAACGUGGUAACCAACGGCAAUUGAAGGAAACACAGAGGAUUACAGAGGACCUUCAAAACUACAAUGACUGGCUACGGAUUGCUGCUGAGAUGGACGCCCCUAGUGACACUGGGAGUAUAAUUGACAGACGACACAGCUUGUUCCUGUGGACUGAUCCAGACUUGUAUUCUGACGAGGGGCAUGACAGUGACGAGGAGAGUGAGAACAGUGAGGCCCUGAAGGCUCGUGGAGGGAGGAGACGUGUGAGAGAACUGUGGCACAGAUUAAGGAAGAGAGUUAGGAAGAUGCUGAAGCACAAAUUAUUCUUAUGGUCAGUGCUAACAGUGCAUGCUGUCAAUCUGAUACUACUCAUGAGUCUACAUUUUGAUGCUCCACGUCUCUACGACGAUAUCAUCUUUGGGUUGAACUACUUAUUCUCUGUGAUUUAUGUGACUGUGCUCCUAAUGAGGCUGGCGACCCUCUCAAGGAUGAAGUACUCUCUCUCUUACUGGAGGAAUUACUGGACAAAUUCUAUUCUAUUUCUUGUUGAGAUUUUGCUGUCUGUUUUGACCAUACUGGACUUGUUUGUGUUUGAACCGAUCGUUGUUCUGAGACCUUUUCAUCUCAACGUUGUGCUUAAUGCUGUGUGGUGCCUCAAGCUCAUCCUGUUCUUUAAGUACACAAGGUCGUGGGGAGCUAUGAAGGAGAUUCUGCGCACGCUUAUCCAGCUGCUGCCCUCCAUCUUGAGCCUCAUGGCUCUUAUGGUCAUCUUCCUCUUCUUCUUCACCAUUCUUGGCAUAAGGCUCUUUGGAGAGAGGUUGAGUAACACUGGAAUUGUGGAACCUAACUUCGACACCUUUGGCAAGGCAUUCCUAUCGGUGUUUCAGUUAAUGACAUCAGAGGACUGGAACAACCUUCUGUUCACCUCUCUGGACCACUGGAUAGACAAGUACAGUAUUGCGGGUGGAGUUUUUGCCGUCUACUUUGUCAUAGGAGUUUCUUUUGGAUCAUUUGUUCUGCUAGUUGUGUUCUUGGCUAUGUCGGUGGAUAAACUGUCGGAGGUGAGGUCUCUUGAGUCAGAUUCGGCCGAGGAACAUCAGAAAAAGGAGAAACAAAGAAACGAAACAAAACAGUACAUCAGUGAUCUUAAAAAAGAGCCAGUAGUCAAAAGACAAACGAUCCGACGUGCUAGGAAGCACAUCUCUGGUAGUUUUGCAGAGAAUGUCACUGUGAAGCAGCACCGAAGAAAGUUCAGUCUAAAAUUUCGGCGAAAUGGUAGAGAGUUGUCAUCAUCUCCCUCCGAUUGGGGAAGUCCUGUGGAGAGCAGAGAGAUGUCACGAUCCCCAGUGGAGUCUCCAGCAAAGAAAAAACCAUCAGUGAAGCCACGCAACCCUCUCAGACUCAUGAAGCAACGAUCAGAAUUCUUUGAGCAACAGAAGUUGCGAGGAUUGGAGCCGGAGCUUCAAGAGGACCUAUCGACUAAUCCACAUCGACAGCCUAGCCUGGAGAAACCUCACAAGACAUUCACUAACAAAUUGAGUCUUGAUUCUGCCUCACAUGGCUCCGGCUUGGAGGAGCCACCUCUGAGCCCAAUACCUUACACCAGGACACAGUCCAGUCCAGCAGACAGUCCACUAUCAUUACUGCCAGAUGUGAGGACGUUGGAUGCGCCCAAGCUAGUAGAGCCCAUUACUGAGAUACAAGGAGUAUCUGACAGUGAAGCCAGUCAGGACCAAUGCAGGAACAGAGGACAUGCCCUGAGCUCUGAUUCUGGUGGCUGCCCUCCCUCAGCAGUGGAUGAGCAGCUGGCCAGUGCAUUGACCAGAGGAUAUUCACUAGAGGAUUUCAACUAUGUCAGUGCAAAACCAAGGAGAGCCCCUUCUGAACACAAGACUGCUUCAAAACUCAAGGAGAAAGUGCGGCUUAUGUUGUCAUGGGUGAUAGGCUACGUUGGUACUAUCCAGCUGAACCCAGCAAAGGAAUUGGCAGAGAUCCCUGAGCACUCCUCCUUCUUCAUCCUCUCGCCAGACAACAGGUUCCGUGAGUGGUGCUACAAGGCAGUGAGCUCUAAGGUGUUCACUACCAUCACACUGGUGGUAGUUCUGCUCAGUAGCCUCGUCCUUACGGCUGAGUUGCCUCUCGGAGUCAGAUCAAAUUCGCUUAUGUGCUCUCUGCAGGACAUAAUACUCUAUCUGGAUAUCAUCUUUUUGAUCUACUUCUCCAUUGAGAUGGCACUGAAGAUGGUUGCGUUGGGGGUGGUGCUCCACAAAGGCUCCUACCUGCGAGGGGCCUUCAACAUUCUCGACUUUCUCAUCCUCAUCUUCAACAUAGCCCCCAUUGUCGUCUACUAUGUCAUUGAGCGACAGCUACAGGCUAAUGCUGAUCCUAACCUGUGCAUAGCAUAUAGUUAUCAUAGGAAUGUUGUGAUUCUGGCUGUUCUCAGAGUAUUUCGUGUGAUGAGGCCAUUGAAAGCCAUCAGAAUCGGAGGCCUUUACCUGGUGGUGAGUGGCCUGUUUUCAUCCAUCAAGUCCAUGGGUAGCAUCUUCUUCAUGACCAUACUCGUCCUCAUUGUGUUCUCAGUUACUGGAGUUUUCUUCUUUAGGGGCAAGUUUUACUACUGUACUGAUCCUGUCAAGACUUUUGAGCAGGAUUGCAGUGGCUCCUACUUUGUGUAUGACUACACGUCCCCCUAUCCUCAAGAUGAUCGAUUUCCAGGACUACCAUGUCCUCAGCUGGAGGAGCGACAAUGGAUGCGCAGGGGCCUCAACUUUGACAACGUCGGCCUGGCAUUCCUCGCUUUGUUCUCAAUGCUCACCAUUGAGGGAUGGCAGAACGUGAUGUAUUCCGGACUCAACUCUUUCCAGCCUGUAGACUUAUCGACGCCUCAAGGGCAGGUGCCUGGUAGCACUGAGUCACCCCUAGCAGCUGUGUUUUUUAUUGUCUACAUGAUUGUCAUGGCGCUCAUACUGGCUCAGCUGUUUACUGGGUUCCUCAUUGUGACCUUUCAGGAAGACGGAGUGAAGACAUUCAGAGAGACAAAGCUCAACAAAAAUGAAAGGAACUGCCUGUACUUCGCUCUGAAUGCCAAGCCUAUCCGGCAGUAUGUCCCAAAGUUUGAGCUGCAUCGCAAGUUCCAUGAAAAGAUGCUUCCAAUAGUUAACCACGCCAUAUCAAAAUUUAUCAUCGUUUUUGCCCUGAUUGUCAACUGUAUUCUGCUCGCUCUUGUGAUGUACGGGAAUGAAAACAUAAAUCACAAUGUCUAUUACAUCAACAUCUUUUUCACUGUGUUCUUCGCGUUUGAGGCUGUCAUGAAGAUCAUUGUCCUCACCCCACCGACAUACUUCAGGAGUGUGAGGAAUUUGUUUGAUUGCCUCAUAGCAGUCGCCUCUCUCCUGGAGCUAAUCUUUCAGAGUGUCGAAUCACUUAAACUUCCUAUGUACGAGAACAGCCUCAUAACAAGCUCGUUUCGUGUGCUAAGACUGCUCAGCUUCAUCCCCAACAUUAGGUUAAUACUCUGGACUGUCGUCAAAUCCCUAGAAAUAUUCCCCUGGGUCGGAUUCUUGCUAAUGAUUGUCUUCUUCAUGUACACAGUCAUUGGAAUGCAGGUGUUUGGUGACAUUCGGCGAGCACCCAUUGAUGAGGUGGAAGAGACCGAGAUUACAGUCUACAACAACUUUGCCAACUUCCCACAAGCUCUGCUCGUUAUGAUCAGAAUGGCAACCGGUGAGAACUGGCAGGACAUCAUGCUGAGCUGUGUGCCGGGCCAAGACUGUGAGCUGGAGGGAGAAGCCAAAUGUGGUAGUGACUUUGCCUAUAUCUUCUUCCCCACGUUCUACUUCAUAUCCUCCAUCAUUAUCCUCAACUUACUUGUGGCAAUCGUUAUCGACAAUUUUGACUACAUAGUGCGAGACAGGUCCAUUCUGGGUGCCCAUCAACUGGACGUCUUUGUCAACCUGUGGUCCAGAUACGACCCUAGAGCCCAGGGUGUUCUACCGUCCCGGACAGUGCUAGAACUGAUGAGAGAGUGUAACCCUCCCGUUGGCUGGGGCAGACUCUGUCCAGAACUGCAAGCAUACAAGAAAAUGAUGAUGAUGAAUAUGCCCACGUCAACGCGUGAGGAGGAUGGAGGGAGGAGGGUGCUCUAUGUGUCCUUCAAUGCAACACUGCUCGCACUUGUUAGAACAUCACUCAAAAUACAUUGCUCAGGGUGUCCGGAAUGUGCUCGGAAGUGUAACUAUGAGUUCAAGAACAAGCUGAGCAUUCUAUUUCCCACUAUGCCAUCCAAAAAAAUUGAUGAGGUCUUAGCAACCGAGAAUGUCCACACAGUGGGACAGGAAUAUGCGGCCCUGCUGGUGCAGAGGGUGUGGAGGGGCUACAUCCAUAAGAGGAGGAAGGUACUAGAGCUCUUCCACGGCAAGAACAGGAGAGUGCUGAAGGCUGGUCUGAGAAUUGUACCUGAUGUUGGCUCUGACUUGCUUACGAGAAACCCUUCCGACUUUGAGUUUGUUGACUUACCCCCUACACCAAGCACCCCGCCACAGCCAAGGCGCAUCUCCGAGUCAUCCAGCAUCUACACUGAGAGCACCAGAUCACCAGGAGUUUUCACCACAAACCUAUUUAACGAAGAGCUCAAUCAAUCCAUGGAGGACACCCGAAGUCGGCACUUUUCCACCAAUACAAACGAGCACACAGUAACCAUUGAACCAGCUGCUCGCAAUAGAAGAUACUCCCCAGUAAGCAUGACUGCAGUGGACAUUGAGCCACCGCAAAGAGGCGGACACGAGCGAGUGAGACUACACUCCCUGGAAGAGACGAGAGAGCUCUCUACACUAGUCACACAUAGUAGGAAGCAUUCGUCUCAGACUGAUCCAGUGCUGAGUGAGCCGACAGAGUCUGAGGCUGCAGCUGAUGACAAUGUGUCCGAGUUGUCCUUCACAUCUGCCUACUCAAAUCCCUUUGAUAAAGAUAACAAGAGAAGGGAAACUACGGUGUGAUUAAUUUUUCUCAACUGCAUGUAAAAGACUAGCUCCUAGCAUUCAUAAUUACGCACGUUUUUAUUGCUUUCAUCAGUAUAAUUAUUAAAACCCAGCAUUUAUAUGCAAUUCGUGUGAUUAUAUUAAUUUUUCCUUCACUACAACAUUCAAGCUUUUCAACUUAUAUGCAAUGAAUUGUUACAAAAAUUAACAGUAUAACAAUAAUUAAACUCUUCGAA
Halichondria panicea is the source of this 6591-nucleotide messenger RNA. Its product is annotated as voltage-dependent L-type calcium channel subunit alpha-1D-like. Gene Ontology annotation, molecular function: high voltage-gated calcium channel activity; protein binding. The record is from RefSeq and is a predicted model, not a curated record. Bases 179 to 6373 code for a protein of 2064 amino acids. Gene Ontology annotation, biological process: calcium ion import across plasma membrane. Gene Ontology annotation, cellular component: membrane; voltage-gated calcium channel complex. The transcript is spliced from 46 exons. NCBI's taxonomy places the organism in Eukaryota, Metazoa, Porifera, Demospongiae, Suberitida, Halichondriidae.